Molecule: messenger RNA, 795 nt
Organism: Closterium sp. Naga37s-1
Lineage: Eukaryota; Viridiplantae; Streptophyta; Zygnematophyceae; Desmidiales; Closteriaceae
Source: the annotation of a GenBank genome assembly
AUGGCGGGACCCCUACCAGGCGCGCCUAUAGCCGUCAUAGACGGCACAAUCCAGCUUGUCGGCGAUCUCUCCCUCCUCGGCGGUGGCGGCUCCUUCCCCCCUCCUCCCUCCGCCCACUCUUCCCCUCACCCCCUCUCCACGUCUGCUCCCUUCCCCACCCGCGGCAACACCGCCCCCCUGUCUUCAAAUCCCCUUGUGCUCGCCGUGUCUCCACACCCCAGCCCAUCUCCUGGCGUGGCGGCCCGGCCUUGGGGGAUGAAAUCCCCUCUGCCAGGUGUAGCAGGCGUGGACAGGCCCGCAGUGGAAGCAGCAGCAGCGGCUGCAGCUGCAGGUCUGGAUCGGCCGAGACUCGAUGUGACGGUGGAAGGUGGUGGCGCAGUGCUGGGAGCAAGUGAAGCACCAUCGCGUGCUGCUUCUUAUGGAGAGCCAGAGGGGUCGAGUGGGGGAGAGGGAAUGGAUAGUGUGUGGUCGGGGAAGUUGGUCCAGGAGUGGAGUGGAAGACGAGGGGGGCAGCAUCUUGCCAGCGUGACUGAAGGCAUUGCGAGUCAAGCCGAUAUGAGAGAGAGACACGCUACUGGCAGUGAGGCCAGAGCUGGUGAGUUGAGAGAUGGUGGGAAGGAAGAUGGUGGGAAGGCUGAUGGUGGGGAUGCUGCAGCGUGCAGAGAGGAGGAGGAUGCUGGUGCUGCGACUUCUGAGUCCAUUCCACAAGCAGGAGGCAGCAUGGAGUUCAAUGGUGCUGCGACUGGUGCAGCUACUGGUGCAGCUACUGGUGCUGCACACACUGCGAUCUCUUAG